ACAAGACGUGAUGGAGCCGGAGGGUGUACCGGAGGCGCCAGCGAUGGCUAAUUUGGCCCAAACAGCCGCCAUGAAACUGUCCCAAAUGAGCGAACGAAGUAAGCAGCUGGGCACCGCCAUGCAGAACCCGGACCGCCAGAGACGGAUUAUCCUGGUCAUAGUUUGUGUUGCACUUUUGUUAGACAACAUGCUGUACAUGGUGAUCGUGCCGAUCAUCCCCGACUACCUGGCAGAACUGCAGAUCGAAGCGGAACACGCCCGUCCCGUCCAGCACUACAACUUCACCAACGGCACGGUCCCAAAAGUAACCAAGGGUAACUUCGACCUGCAGAUCGGGGUACUUUUCGCGUCCAAAGCCAUCCUGCAGCUCCUCAUCAACCCGAUUAGCGGCACGUUAAUAGACCGCAUUGGUUAUGACAUCCCGCUGUUCAUCGGACUCAACGUCAUGUUCCUCUCCACGCUCACGUUCGCCUUCGCGGAGAAUUACGCGACGCUGUUCCUGGCGCGCAGCAUGCAGGGCUUCGGCUCAGCGUUCGCGGACACCGCGGGCAUCGCGCUCAUCGCGGACACGUACACUGAGGAGCGCGACCGGAGCCGAGCCCUGGGUAUCGCGCUGGCCUUCAUCUCCUUCGGGAGCCUCGUGGCGCCCCCAUUUGGAGGCAUCCUCUACCAGUUCGCGGGGAAGCGCGUGCCCUUCCUGGUCCUGGCCGUCAUAUGUCUCAUCGACGGCAUCAUGUGCCUGGCCGUGUUGAAACCGUUCUCCAACAAGGAGAGGGCCAACAUGCCCGUGGGGACCCCAAUCUACAAGCUGAUGUUCGACCCCUACAUCGCCGUGGUGGCCGGUGCGCUCACCACCUGCAACAUCCCGCUGGCCUUCCUCGAGCCCACCAUCGCCAACUGGAUGGAGGACACCAUGAACGCCAGCGAGUGGGAGAUCGGGAUGACGUGGUUUCCCGCCUUUUUCCCGCACGUGCUCGGCGUUUACCUGACGGUGAAACUGGCGGAGAAGUACCCCCACCUGCAGUGGUUCUACGGGGCCAUCGGCAUGGUGUUCAUCGGGGCCAGCUCGUGCACCGUGCCCGCGUGCAAGAACUUCGGGCAGCUGAUGAUCCCGCUGUGCGGGAUCUGCUUCGGCAUCGCCCUGGUGGACACGGCGCUGCUGCCCACCCUGGGCUUCCUGGUGGACGUGCGUCACGUGUCCGUGUACGGGAGCGUGUACGCCAUCGCGGACAUCUCCUACUGCGUGGCGUACGCGAUGGGGCCCAUAGUCGCCGGACAGAUCGUGCACAACCUGGGCUUCGUGCAACUGAACCUGGGCAUGGGCCUAGCCAACGUGCUUUACGCACCGGCGCUCAUCCUGCUGAGGAAAGUGUCCCAGAUGAAGCCGUCCUUCUCGGCGCGCGACAUGCUGCUGGAGGACGGGCCGACGGGACUGUACAACACCAUCAAGAUGGAGGACCGCGAAAAGAGGAGAAAGGGCCUGUGCACGACCAUAGACGAGAACGGCGUGGAGACGUUUGCGCAGCGCUCCUACUCCGAGGAGGAGUCCUCGGGCGGGGAGUACGCGUAAUAACGCCAGCCGUGAAGUGGCGGUCGAAGUAUCAAAGUGCCAAUAUCAACGACAUGACAGUACAUUCCCAUCAAUAUACUCGUUUGUUAUCCAUCUACGUUAUGCAACACAAGAGUCCCCUCUAAAGUCCGUUCGGUGCCCCGUCCCUGAGGACGCGUGUGGUCAUCUCAAUAAGAGAAAAAGCGCGUUUUAACUUGAGCGUAACCGUGUCGUUAAAAGAAAAAGAAAGAAUAUGCUAUCAUUGUAAACCAUGGAUUUCGUGUGAGCUUCAGGGAUUGUAUGUAAUUGUGUUUUGACUAAAAGAAAAAAAAAAAAGGAACAUCAAAUGUCCAUCAGAUUAGGUUCAUUUUGCCAGAAUUGUGCUGCUGAAAUCAUAUGCAAUACGUGCUACUUUUAGAGAGAUACCAUAGAUUAAACUGAAUUGAAGUGGACCGUGUCUUGAUGUCUGUACUCUAUAUUCUGUUUAUUUUGGAUGAUGUCCUGACUGGAAUACAUAGCCUAACAUUUAUAA
Messenger RNA from Gadus chalcogrammus (walleye pollock), 2081 nucleotides. RefSeq names its product solute carrier family 18 member 3a (gene slc18a3a). Gene Ontology annotation, biological process: xenobiotic transport; chemical synaptic transmission; transmembrane transport. NCBI's taxonomy places the organism in Eukaryota, Metazoa, Chordata, Actinopteri, Gadiformes, Gadidae. The record is from RefSeq and is a predicted model, not a curated record. Gene Ontology annotation, cellular component: AP-2 adaptor complex; membrane; terminal bouton. Gene Ontology annotation, molecular function: acetylcholine transmembrane transporter activity; xenobiotic transmembrane transporter activity. The transcript has a single exon. The coding region runs from base 11 to 1570 and encodes 519 amino acids.